Molecule: messenger RNA, 869 nt
Organism: Drosophila ficusphila
Lineage: Eukaryota; Metazoa; Arthropoda; Insecta; Diptera; Drosophilidae
Product: post-GPI attachment to proteins factor 2
Exons: 2
Coding region: 2-793 (263 amino acids)
Biological process (GO): GPI anchor biosynthetic process
Cellular component (GO): Golgi membrane; endoplasmic reticulum membrane
Source: RefSeq, a predicted model, not a curated record
UAUGAAGGACUACGUCGACGAUCAAUCCAAGCUGUUGCCCAGUUCAAUCAUGGACUUACGGCCUCGCCGGAGUUUUCGAGUUCCGAUGGGUCCAGUUUUGGGGCUGGGACUUAUGCAGGUGCCCAUUUGCAUGGUCUUCAACCUAGUGAUGGCCAUUGCAACAGAUUUUGAAGCGACCACGUAUUCUACCUGCCAUGCCUUCAACAUUUUCCCCUCCACGUCGGCGGCGGCAAAGUCGCAGCACAAACUUUGGGCCUGGGCCUGCUGGCUGGAGUUUCCCUUCUUGAUUGCAAGUGCCCUGCUGCAGUUUCGCCUUUACCGGGCAGGUUUGCCAAGGCCUGUUCGGAGUUUCGGCUGUCUAAUAGCUAUUUUCCUGGCGCUGAAGGGCUUCAUUUUGCUGCUGUGGGGGACGUUUCCUCGCGAGAACGGCGACUCAGCGCUCCACAUCGCCAUCGCUUUGUCGCUGUUCGUACUGUGUGCCGUCCACAUAGCGGGCUCCUUCGUGUGCGCCAAGUACUACAUUCACCCAAGGAAUAGAUCAUUGCAGGAAGAACUUUCUUUGCGGCUGAAGAGCGGCCUGCUUUUCCCCUACUUUGUAUCGGUGGUCGUUAUGUGGGUCUUUUACUUUAUCCACCACAAAUGGUGUGUUUCCUUCGCCUACUCCAUAUUCGCCAUGAGCGAGUUCAUCUCAUGCGAGUGCUUCGGCCUUUUUAUCAGCUUGGCUUACUUGGACUUCUACCACGUCUACUUAUGCUACGAUCAGCGUUUGGGCUUCUUUCUCGGCGGAAUCUAAGCCGUAACAUUUUAUCACAUAUAUUGAACAAGAAGGUACAAAAUAUAAGAAUAAACUUAAGGCUACGUCUCGUAAA